AUGAAAUAAACAAAAUGCUUGAUAAUUACUCUUGUAGUCUUCUACUUGCUUGGUUUACUUUUAUUUUUUAGAGGAUAUUUCAUAGAUCGUAGAUACUUACUGGAUACAACUGAAGGAACUAUGAAACCUACAUAACCUGUAAUACUUUUAGUUAUUGAUUCAUUCCGCAUUGAUUUAGCAGUGAGUGAACAUUUCACUUUUAUCAAAAAUAUGACCUAAAGCCACCCAGACUAAUCCUUAUUUUUUUUAUCUUUUGCAGAAGUCCCUACUGUAACAGGUCCAAGAUUACAAGCAAUGACAAGUGGUAAUUUCCCCCCCUUAUCCAAAUUGUUGGAUAACUUUCAUGCUUCAGAGAUUAAAGAAGACAAUAUAAUGUUUCAAAUGAAGAAAUUUAAUAAGAAGACUCUUUUUUCAGGAGAUGAUACCUGGAUAGGACUCUAUCCUGAUUAAUUUACACUGUAGUUUCCUCAAAAAUCAUUUAAUAUUGGAGAUAUGCAUUCUGUUGAUCAAUUCAAUUGCGAUAAAAUAUUGGAGAAUUUAGAUAAAGGGUAUGAUUUGAUUGUAUCUCAUUUUUUGGGUUUGGAUCAUGCUGGUCAUAAGAAUAAUCGAGUGUUAAAUAAUCCUAAUUUAGAUUAAAAAUUAAGUCAAUUAGAUUAAAUCAUUUACCUAAUUUACUAAAGAAUGUCAAAUGAUACUGUUCUAAUUGUUGCAGGUGAUCAUGGGAUGGCUAAUGAUGGCAAUCAUGGUGGAAAUAGCACAGAAGAAACUAACACAUUAUUUUUUGCAACUAGGAAAUAAGGAAAGUUUUAUCCUAGGUAUAUGGAAAACAUUCCUGAGCUAAAAGAUAACUAUCAAUCAACCUUAAUCAACUAAUCUGAAUAUAUUAGAAAGAUUAGUUAAAUUGAUAUUGUACCUACAUUAGCCACUCUUUUAGGAAUUCCAAUACCUUUUAGUAAUCUAGGAUAUCUGAUGAAUGAAUUUUUUAAUAGUGAAGAGCAUUGUCUUAAUAAUCUGAAAUAAGUAUGGCAUUUUGUUGAAACUGUGCACAGUCGACAAGGGAAGUUUAGUUAUUUUUAGAAAAAUUAAUGGUAAAAUCAGUAUUCAGAAGUUAAAACAUGCAGAGAUGCUUUAAUUCUUAUGAAUGACAUUUAAAUUGUGGCUAGAAAAAUAUGGAAUGAAUAUGAUAUUCCAUUACUCAAUUUAAGUUUUGUAUUACAAUUCUUAAUAAUUAUCUUUUUUAUUUUUGUUAUGAUCAUCGUAUUUUAAGCCUAAGAAGAUGAUGAUCCCUUAACAAUAUAAUAAAUUGCUGCAGCUGUUAAGCAUAUCUUUUCAAAUAAUAAGUAAGUAACAAUUAUGUUAGCCAUCUCAUCAGCCUUAUUAUAUUUAUUCUAUGAAAUAGAAAUUUUAAUAACAAUAAUACUAAUUUUGUUAAUGAUAUAUAUUAAUUUUGCUAUUUUCAUCAAAAUCAAAAAGAACCACAUUUAAAACCAAAACUAAUAUCAAUGGGAUUUAAUAGAAAAACCAAAUACAAUUAGGUUAAAUACUAAUCGAUUCUCUAAAUUAUUUUAACUGUUACUGUUGCUCUUUUUUAUUUACAAAGUAAUCCUUCAAGGUCAAUUAUUAUUGUCAAUUCAACAAAAAAAGUUUGAGGAAAGUUAUUUGUAUAAUGAAAUCAUCGAACUAUUAGUUUUAAGCUCAGUGAUUUGUAUAUUCAAUUUGUUUUCAAGAUUAGCUGAUACUUAAGAGGAUGCUACAAGUAUAACUAAAAUCAAAGACGGUGUUAUUUCAUGUGUAAGUGCUAUCAUUAUUUACUAUGCAUUAAAUUUUGAAUAAUUUUAUCUAGCAUAAUAAAACUAUGAAUUUUUACUUGAAUAAGAAUAUAUCCUAUACUUGCCUGCAUUAUUUCUACAUAGUUGUUUAUUUAUGUAUUAGAAAAAGAACAAUAUUUUAGAUAAAAUAAUAGGAUAAUUUGGAUUAAUUCUUAUUGACAUGUUUUACAUUUAUCCUGAUACAACUAUAUAAGAUCAACCAUAUUAAGAAUUUGUAAUCCUACACAUUCCAAAAAUCAUCUAUGCAAUUUCUAUAUACUAUUACUUCUCAAGGGAUCCAAUUUUUUUAUUAUUUUCAUGCAUUGUAGUAUCAGACAAAUAUGGGUUAGCCAUUUACUCAUAUGAAAUAUUAAUUUUUAUCUUUUUAUACUUUCAUUGGAGGAAUUUGUUGAAAUUUUCGAUGUUGUCAUUUUUUGCCAUGAUGACCUUAAUUUGCCAAAUAACUUGGUUUAUUUUUGGAAAUAGAUGCACGAUUUCAUCAAUCAAAGUGGACAGAGCCUUUGUGGGUGUCAAAGAAUUCCACUUAUGGUUAAACCCUCUAAUUUUGACUCUGUUUUUAUUGGGACCUUAUUUGGCUGGCUUAGUUUUUAUUAGGUAUAUGGGGCCAAAAUUAUGUAAACAUGGAGAGCUAAAUGAAAGAUAAGUGAAGAAUUCAAAUAAUCUGUUCAAAUUAAUGUUCUUGUUUAAUUUUUAUAUCCAAAUUUAAUUUACACAAAUUCACAGUUACGAAAAUGCUGGAGGAUUGAUUGAUUGUGACUUUCUUGAUUGUUAGUUUACUGAUGUUGUUGAUUUGAAUGGAAUAUUUUGUGUUUAUGAAAUUUAAAGAAUUUGCAUUAAAUAAUUAAAAAGAUUUAUUUAGAGUUUUGAAAUGGGAAAAUUUUUAAAGCCAGGAAGAUUGAUUGUUUUGUUAGCAGGCAGAUAUGCUGGAAAAAAAGCAAUUUUAAUUAAGGCUAAUGAAGAAACUACAAAAGACUGCAAAUUCCCAAAUGGUUUGGUUGUAGGAAUACAAAGAUAUCCUAGAAAAGUAACAAAGAGAAUGGGAUAAAAAUAAAUUAGAAAGCGAACCACAUUAAAAGUGUUCAUUAAACAAUUAAACUUAAAUCAUAUUAUGCCAACAAGAUAUAGAUUAGAAGAAUCAACAUUAAAGGAAGUCAGAGAUAGAAUUGAGAGAGUCAAAGAAUCUGAAUUGAAGAAUGUUGAAAAAAGAAAGGAAUUGAGAAAGAAUUUGAGAAAGUAUUUGGCUGAAAAGUACAGAACCUUACCAGCUGGAAGCUUAGCAGACAAAAAAGCUUAAUCAAGAUUCCUGUUUUCUAAGUUGAGAUUCUGAUAUAUUAAAAGUAUAGUAAAGAUUUA
Messenger RNA from Paramecium tetraurelia, 3182 nucleotides. RefSeq lists its product as uncharacterized. Lineage: Eukaryota; Ciliophora; Oligohymenophorea; Peniculida; Parameciidae. The transcript is spliced from 8 exons. Gene Ontology annotation, molecular function: structural constituent of ribosome; mannose-ethanolamine phosphotransferase activity. The record is from RefSeq and is a predicted model, not a curated record. Gene Ontology annotation, cellular component: endoplasmic reticulum membrane; ribosome. Gene Ontology annotation, biological process: translation; GPI anchor biosynthetic process.